Messenger RNA from Lentinula edodes (shiitake mushroom), 1341 nucleotides. RefSeq names its product mitochondrial carrier. Lineage: Eukaryota; Fungi; Basidiomycota; Agaricomycetes; Agaricales; Omphalotaceae. Bases 404 to 1186 code for a protein of 260 amino acids. The record is from RefSeq and is a predicted model, not a curated record. The transcript is spliced from 12 exons.
CGAUACAUUAUCAGUUAUUUUCAGCACCAGCUUUCCUUCGGAUGACUUCCAUUUCACGCAAUAACGAGUCUGCAAGCGAUCAAUGAUUUAUGAGAUGAUCCCGGGAGGGAAGUAACAAACCUUGAAGGGAGAUUUCUUGUACAAGGCCUCUGCCGCAUCCUGGUACUCUUGCCAGGAAUUUAUAUAUACCAUAGCAGCAUUGAGCCAGUGACCGAAAGUGACCGAGCUCGUCGUCAGUUUUCAAGUCUAAAACGUUGCUUACCGGUCAACACGUGGACCUGUAUCGGGAUCCUGAUCCGAAUGGAGGCGAUCUGCUUUUCCCUACAUCGCUAUUCCCUCUACCCUCUUCCUCUACCUCGUUCUUCCUCCCAGCAAGGCUUCGGUAAAAUUUUCUCGAUUCUCGAUGUCCGAACAGCCCAAGAAGCCUCUUCCUUUCGUCGCAAACUUUGCUGCUGGUGCCAUCGCUGGUGUUUCCGAAAUCUUGACCUUUUAUCCCCUCGAUGUCGUCAAAACGCGUAUGCAACUUUCAACCGAAAAGUCGCAAGGCUUUGUAGGUCUAGUUCCCCCCCUUCUGCUAGAAGCUCCUAAGCGUGCCGUCAAAUUUGCUGCCAAUGACUUUUGGGGAAAAACCUAUCUUGACCUUUCUGGAGAAAAAAAGAUGACACAACAAUUGUCCAUAUUGACUGGAUGUAGCGCGGGCGCCACAGAAAGUUUCGUCGUAGUUCCGUUCGAGUUGGUCAAGAUUAGGUUGCAGGAUAAGAACAGUACUUAUGCUGGUCCAAUUGAUGUCGUCAAACAAAUCAUCAAAAAGGAGGGCAUUCUCGGAAUGUAUAAUGGCAUGGAGUCGACAUUUUGGAGACACAUAUGGUGGAAUGGUGGUUACUUUGGAUGUAUCUUCCAAGUCCGCGCCAUGCUUCCUGAGGCAAAGACGCAACAAGGAACGCUCUUCAACAAUUUCAUUUCUGGUGCUGUGGGUGGCUUUGUAGGUACAAUGAUAAAUACACCGUUAGUGGUUAAAUCGCGCAUUCAAAGUGCGCCAAGGAUUCCUGGUGUUGCUCCCAAAUACGACUGGACUUAUCCUUCCCUGGCUAUUAUCGCAAGAGAAGAAGGUGUCGGGGCAUUGUACAAAGGUUUUGUUCCCAAGGUUUUGCGACUUGCACCCGGAGGAGGCCCGCCGUACAUAUAGAGACGUUUACAAUAUGCAGAAAUGUUGUACGACAAGGAACUUUUCAGAAAACGGUUUGGGAACACCUUGCAUUUAUAUCUUAUUUAGCUCAUGUUCAAUUAUUCUACUGAAUUGAGUUAUUGUCUGCUAGGAAAUAGAAGCAGGCAUGCUUGGCA